Molecule: messenger RNA, 1437 nt
Organism: Lotus japonicus
Lineage: Eukaryota; Viridiplantae; Streptophyta; Magnoliopsida; Fabales; Fabaceae
Product: 36.4 kDa proline-rich protein-like
Exons: 2
Coding region: 173-1267 (364 amino acids)
Source: RefSeq, a predicted model, not a curated record
UGUAAUAUCUUUAUCAAAGAAAGCAAGAGGAACAGAAGAAAAGAUAAAAAGAGGGAUAAGAGCAAACUUGAGAUAGUGUACAAGAUAUUAUUAAUAGACCCUCUUUGUUGUUGAAAGCACAACACAAUCACCAAUUAGCACUUUCUCAGUUUCUGAGAGAACAAGCCUUAGAAUGUCUUGGUUCCUUGUAGUACUGUUUCUCAGUCUCACAUUUGGUAAUCCUACUGAGGCUAUCCAUGACAAGAAGCCUCCCUCUGCUGUUGUGGUUGGCACUGUCUACUGUGACACGUGUUUUCAACAGGAUUUCUCCAUGGGCAGCCAUUUCAUUUCAGGUGCAUCAGUUGCUGUGGAAUGCAAAGAUGGAGAUGGUAGUUCAAAUUCAAGCUUCAAGAAAGAAGUGAAGACAGAUGAGCAUGGGAAAUUCAGAGUGCACCUUCCAUUCUCAGUGAGCAAACAUGUAAAGAGAAUCAAGAGGUGCAGUGUGAAAUUGAUAAGUAGCAGUGAGCCUUAUUGUGCUGUGGCCUCAGCAGCUACUUCUUCUUCACUUCACCUCAAGUCCAGAAAGCAAGGACUACACAUAUUCUCAGCAGGGUUUUUCUCAUUCAAGCCACUUAAACAGCCAACACUUUGUAACCAAAAACCAAGGGUUCAAAAGGGGGCAGAUUUUGUGAUAAAAUCAUUUCCUCCAAAUAUAGACCCUUCAUUUCCACCUCCACUUCAGGAUCCAAACACACCUGGUGGUGUUCCUUUUCUUCCUCCCAAUACUCUUCCUGGAUUGCCUGGGCUUCCACAACUUCCAGGACUCCCUCCUCUGCCACCCCUUCCAGGAAUACCAAUACCAGGGUCACCCCCAAAGCUGUCAAAACAGGCCAGCCCAGGGCACAUGACCAAAACUUCAGACAAAAAUGAGCCUUCAGAUAUAAAAGUUGUUCACCCUGAAACCUUCAUCUUCCCUCCUAAUCCACUUCAGCCACCUAUUGUUCCCAACCCACUUCAGCCACCUAUUGUCCCCAACCCACUUCAGCCACCUCCCCUUGUUCCCAACCCACUUCAGCCACCAACACCACCACUCAUUCCAAACCCACUUCAACCACCAACACCACCACUCAUUCCAAACCCACUUCAGCCUCCACCAUCAGGACCAUCACCAUUUUUUCCAUUCCCACCAGUACCAGGUUUUACUCCACCUUCACCACCACCAGUUUCUCCCUUUCCUUUCCUUCCAUUGUUCCCUCCUCCUGGCUCACCUCCUGCUUCUUCUCCUUAACUAAAUAUAGCAGCUAUCCAUAUAUGGAAAUCAUAAUAAUAUAAUAGGGUAUGAUAUUGGUGACUAAGACUGAAAAAAUUUGAAACAUGCAUGAUUAAUGUAUUAGCAAUAAAUUCAAAGAUAUGGUCAUCUGAAAGCUUUAAUAUUAUAAAUUAUUAUUAUUUGCACAA